GUUGACAGUAGUCUCAUCUACAACCGAAAGCCCUGCGCAGAAGUACAAUGGAACCAAGUUCUUCCUGGACGAAUGGUGCAAGCGGUUGCCAAAAGUGCGGGGGCGCAAGCCGUUUGGCCUCAUCGCAGACUUCCGGAUUUAUGCCCGGUGCUUGUCAGAUGAUGAGGUCCGAAAGCUUUCGAGGGCAGAAAACACCGACAAGCAUCCGGACCAAAUCGCGCGUCGCCUGGCCGAGCUGGACGCCGCCACGGUACUGGUGCAACGCCUGGAUGUGCUCGACUGCGCGGCGGAGUGUGCCUUGGUGCUAUGGAAAAUAGGCCUAUCAUGGCCAAACAUCUGA
This is a messenger RNA of Cladocopium goreaui, 340 nucleotides long. The record is from the annotation of a GenBank genome assembly. NCBI's taxonomy places the organism in Eukaryota, Dinophyceae, Suessiales, Symbiodiniaceae.